AUGGCAUCGACUGGCCCGGCCUAUACAGAUGGUCUAUCAAAUACUGCGGUAACUCCAGCAGCAGCAGCAGCAGCAGCAGCAGCAACACAGCAGCAGCAGCAGCAGCAGCAGCACAUGCACUCGCAUCACCACACAAACAAUAGAAGCAGAAGCAGUGGCAGCAGCAGCACGUGCUGCAGCAGCAACAGCAGCAGUAGCAGCACGAGCAGCAGCCACAGCAGCAGCAGCAGCAGCAGCAGCAUAUGCAUCAGUAUUAGCAGAAACAGCAAUAGUAACAGCAGCACAAGCUGCAGCAGCAGCAGCAGCAGCAGCAGCAGCAGGAUUAGCACUAACCACACAUAUAGCAGCACUGGCAGCAGCAACAGCAGUAGCAGUAGCAGCACUAGCAGCGGAAUAGCACUAACCACACAUAUAGCAGCACUGGCAGCAGCAACAGCAGUAGCAGUAGCAGCACUAGCAGCGGCACUAGCAGCAACAGCAGCAGCAACAGCAGCAGCAGCAGUAGCAACAGCAGCAGCAACAGCAGCAGCUGCAGCACUAGCAGCAGCAGCAGCAGCAGCAGCAGCAGCAACAGCAGCAGCACAAAAACGGCUAUAA
This is a messenger RNA of Eimeria mitis, 597 nucleotides long. RefSeq lists its product as uncharacterized. The record is from RefSeq and is a predicted model, not a curated record. Lineage: Eukaryota; Apicomplexa; Conoidasida; Eucoccidiorida; Eimeriidae. The transcript is spliced from 2 exons. Bases 1 to 597 code for a protein of 198 amino acids. Gene Ontology annotation, molecular function: ice binding.